This is a messenger RNA of Sardina pilchardus (European sardine), 7020 nucleotides long. RefSeq names its product clathrin, heavy chain-like 1 (gene cltcl1). Lineage: Eukaryota; Metazoa; Chordata; Actinopteri; Clupeiformes; Clupeidae. Gene Ontology annotation, biological process: receptor-mediated endocytosis; intracellular protein transport. Gene Ontology annotation, molecular function: clathrin light chain binding; structural molecule activity. The coding region runs from base 290 to 5341 and encodes 1683 amino acids. Gene Ontology annotation, cellular component: clathrin-coated endocytic vesicle; clathrin coat of coated pit; clathrin complex. The record is from RefSeq and is a predicted model, not a curated record. The transcript is spliced from 33 exons.
GAAGCGUUGAGUGUGUGUUUUCGAGCGCGUGUGUGUGUGUGUGUGUCUCUCUCUCUCUCUGUUGUUUUAAGGGGGAGGGUCUGACCAAGAGAUAGAGAGAGAGAAAGGGGAGUGCGACAACGGCACAGCGGCGUGAGCCAGCCACAGUUAUUGAUUGAUACCCUGAAUUUCUUUCGUCUAACGGGUCUUUUGCUUCUACACUGCACAAGAAGACGGUUCCCCCGUUUCGCGUCCCCCUCCCCUGUAGCGCUUUCUUUCACUCAUCUACGGAGACUCAACGUGCUGCAGGAUGUCACAGAUUCUCCCUAUACGAUUUCAGGAACAUCUGCAGCUGCAGGGUGUGGGCGUGAGUGCAGCCCACAUCGGCUUCAGCUACCUGACUAUGGAGUCGGACAAGUUCAUCUGUGUGCGGGAGAAAGUGGGCGAGCAGAACCAGGUGGUCAUCAUUGACUUGGCCGACCCCACCAAUCCCAUCCGCCGGCCAAUCACAGCCGACAGCGCCAUCAUGAACCCCGCCAGCAAGGUCAUCGCCCUGAAAGCCUCGCGCACACUCCAGAUCUUCAACAUGGAGAUGAAGAGUAAGAUGAAGGCUCACACCAUGACGGACGACGUCAUGUUCUGGAAGUGGAUCUCCGUCAACACCAUCAGUCUGGUCACGGACACGGCCGUCUUCCAUUGGAGCAUGGAGGGGGACUCUCAGCCAAUCAAAAUGUUCGACCGGCACGCCAGUCUGGCGGGGUGUCAGAUCAUCAACUACAGGACAGAUGAGCAGCAGAAAUGGCUGCUCCUCAUAGGGAUCUCAGCACAGCAAAACCGUGUGGUGGGGGCGAUGCAGCUGUACUCCGUGGACAGGAAGGUGUCCCAGCCCAUCGAGGGGCACGCGGCGGCCUUCGGCCAGUUCACCCUGGAGGGGAACCCCAACCCCUCCACCCUCUUCUGCUUCUCCGUCAGGGGCGCCGCCGGGGGAAAGCUACAUAUUAUAGAGGUGGGUACGCCUGCUACAGGAAACCAGCCCUUCACUAAGAAAGCCGUGGACGUCUUCUUUCCUCCCGAGGCCCAGACAGACUUCCCCGUCGCCAUGCAGAUCGGGGCUAAAUAUGGCGUCAUCUACCUCAUCACCAAGUACGGCUACGUGCACCUGUACGACAUCGAGACAGGCGUGUGCAUCUACAUGAACCGCAUCAGCGCAGAGACCAUCUUCGUCACCGCCGCCCACGAGAGCACCUCAGGCAUCAUAGGAGUCAACAAGAAGGGACAGGUCCUGUCCGUGUGUGUAGAAGAGGAGAACAUCGUGGGCUACGCCACUAACGUGCUGCAGAACGCCGACCUGGCGCUGCGUCUGGCCAUGAGGAGCAACCUGCCCGGAGGAGAGGAGCUCUUCACACGCAAGUUCAACACGCUCUUCAGCCAGGCCAGCUACACGGAGGCCGCCAAGGUGGCAGCGUCCGCUCCUAAGGGGGUUCUGCGUACGGCGGACACGAUCCGGCGAUUCCAGAGCGUGUCGGCGGCCCCUGGCCAGGCGUCUCCGCUGCUGCAGUACUUCGGGGUGCUGCUGGACCAGGGCCAGCUCAACGCCCUGGAGGCCCUGGAGCUCUGCAGGCCCGUGCUGCAGCAGGGCCGCAAGCAGCUGCUGGAGAAGUGGCUCAAGGCUGAGAAGCUGGAGUGCUCCGAGGAGCUUGGGGAUCUGGUGAAGCCGGUUGACCCUAGCCUGGCACUGAGCGUCUAUCUGCGGGCCAACGUCCCAAAUAAAGUCAUCCAGUGCUUCGCCGAGACGGGACAGUUCCAGAAGAUUGUGCUCUAUGCAAAGAAGAUGGGUUACACUCCUGAUUGGAUCUCUCUGCUGAGGAGUGUGAUGAGGGCAGGUCCAGAUCAGGGCCUACAGUUUGCCCAGAUGCUGGUGCAGGACGAGGAGCCACUGGCCAACAUCGACCAGAUUGUGGACGUGUUCAUGGAGGGUAGUCUGGUGCAGCAGUGUACCUCGUUCCUAUUGGACGCCCUCAAGAGCAACAAGCCAGAGGAGGGGCAUCUGCAGACACGCCUCCUGGAGAUGAACCUCAUCCACGCCCCUCAGGUCGCAGAUGCAAUCUUGGGGAAUCAGAUGUUCACACACUACGACCGCACACACAUCGCUCAGCUGUGUGAGAAAGCAGGGCUGCUGCAGAGAGCCCUGGAACACUACACGGACAUGUACGACAUCAAGAGGACCAUCGUACACACACACCUGCUCAACCCAGAGUGGCUGGUGAACUACUUUGGCUCUCUGUCGGUGGAGGACUCGGUGGAGUGUCUGCGGGCCAUGCUCUCCGCCAACCUCCGGCAGAACCUGCAGCUGGCCGUGCAGGUGGCCUCCAAGUACCACGAGCAGCUGGGCACACUCACGCUACUCGAGCUCUUCGAGUCCUUCAAGAGCUACGAGGGCCUGUUCUACUUCCUGGGCUCCAUUGUGAACUUCAGUCAGGACCCGGACGUCCACUACAAGUACAUCCAGGCCGCGUGCAAGACCGGCCAGAUCAAAGAGGUGGAGCGCAUCUGCAGAGAGAGCAACUGCUACGACCCUGAGCGCGUCAAGAACUUCCUCAAGGAAGCAAAGCUGACAGAUCAGCUCCCUCUGAUCAUAGUGUGCGAUCGCUUUGACUUUGUCCAUGACCUGGUUCUGUACCUCUACCGCAACAACCUGCAGAAGUACAUCGAGAUCUAUGUACAGAAGGUAAACCCCAGCAGGCUGCCGGUGGUGUUGGGGGGGCUGCUGGACGUGGACUGCUCUGAGGACGUGAUGAAGAACCUGCUCAUGGCCGUCAAGGGCACCUUCAGCACAGACGACCUGGUGGCCGAGGUGGAGAAGAGGAACAGACUGAAGCUCCUCCUCCCCUGGCUGGAGUCCCGCCUCUCGGAGGGCUGUGAGGAGCCGGCUACCCACAAUGCCGUGGCCAAGAUCUACAUCGACAGCAACAACAACCCCGAGCGCUUCCUGCAGGAGAACGCGUUCUACGACAGCGCCGUAGUGGGCCGCUACUGUGAGAAGAGAGACCCCCACCUGGCCUUCGUGGCCUACGAGAGGGGCCAGUGUGAUCAGGAACUCAUCAAGGUGUGCAAUGAGAACUCACUCUUCAAGAGUGAGUCGCGUUACCUGGUGCGACGGAAGGAUCCGGAGCUGUGGGCAGGUGUUCUUGAGGAGGACAACCCUUACCGGCGGCAGCUGAUCGACCAGGUGGUCCAGACAGCGCUUCCUGAGACGCAGGACCCAGAGGAGGUGUCUGUGUCAGUGAAGGCCUUCAUGACGGCCGAUCUGCCCAACGAGCUCAUCGAGCUGCUGGAGAAGAUCGUCUUGGACAACUCAGUCUUUAGUGAGCACAGAAAUCUGCAAAACCUGUUGAUCCUGACGGCCAUCAAGGCUGACCAAACGCGCGUCAUGGAGUACAUCAACCGCCUGGACAACUACGACGCCCCUGACAUCGCCAACAUCGCCAUCAGCAACCAGCUCUUCGAGGAAGCCUUCGCCAUCUUCAAGAAGUUUGAUGUCAAUACUUCAGCCAUACAGGUCCUGAUUGAGCACAUCGGUAACCUGGACCGUGCGUACGAGUUUGCGGAGCAGUGCGGGGAGGCGAGCGUGUGGAGUCAGCUGGCGCGGGCUCAGCUGGAGAGGGAGCUGGUGAGGGACGCCAUCGACUCCUACAUCAGAGCAGAGGAGCCCAGCGCAUACAUGGAGGUGGUCAACGCCGCCAGCAGGAACGAUAACUGGGAGGAACUGGUGAAGUAUCUGCAGAUGGCGAGGAAGAAGUCUCGUGAGUCGUACGUUGAGACUGAACUCAUCUUUGCUCUGGCUAAAACUAACCGCCUGGCAGAGUUGGAGGAACUCAUUAACGGUCCCACCAACGCCCACAUACAGCAGGUUGGGGACCGUAGUUAUGAGGAGGGCAUGUACGAGGCGGCGAAGCUGCUGUACAAUAACGUGUCUAACUUCGCCCGGCUGGCGUCCACGCUGGUGUGCCUGGGCGAGUUCCAGGCGGCCGUGGACAGCAGCCGCAAGGCCAACUCCACGCGCACCUGGAAGGAGGUGUGUUUUGCAUGUGUGGAUGGCGAGGAGUUUCGACUGGCCCAGAUCUGUGGGCUGCAUAUUGUCAUCCAUGCUGAUGAACUGGAGGAGCUCAUUAACUACUACCAGGACCGGGGCUUCUUUGAGGAGCUGAUUGUGUUGCUGGAAGCAGCUCUGGGUUUGGAGCGUGCUCACAUGGGCAUGUUCACCGAGCUCGCCAUCCUCUACUCCAAAUACAAACCGCAGAAGAUGAGGGAACACCUGGAGCUCUUCUGGUCCCGAGUCAACAUCCCUAAGGUGCUGCGUGCGGCAGAGGCAGCCCAUCUAUGGGCGGAGCUUGUGUUUCUGUACGAUAAGUAUGAAGAGUAUGACAAUGCCAUCAUCACCAUGGUAACACACCCUACCGAUGCAUGGAAGGAGUCUGCCUUCAAAGAGAUCAUCGCAAAGGUUGCAAAUGUGGAGUUGUACUACAAGUCUCUUCAGUUCUAUCUGGACUAUAAACCGUUGCUGCUGAAUGACCUGCUGUCUGUGCUGGCUCCACGGUUAGACCACACCAGAGCCGUCAGUUACUUCACCAAGGUGAAUGAACUUCAGCUGGUGAAGCCGUACCUGCGCUCUGUACAAAACCAGAACAACAAAGCCGUCAAUGAAGCCCUCAACCUACUGCUCACACAGGAGGAAGACUACCAGGGCCUGAGGGCCUCCAUAGAUGCCUAUGAUAGCUUUGACAGCGUGGCGCUGGCUCAGGCGCUGGAGAAGCACGAGCUGCUGGAGUUCCGGCGCAUCGCCGCCUACCUGUACAGGAGCAACAGCCGCUGGCAGCAGAGCGUGGACCUCUGCAAGAAGGACAAGCUCUACAAGGAUGCCACGCAGUAUGCGGCGGAGUCGGAGGACUCGGAGCUGGCGGAGGCGCUGCUGCAGUGGUUCCUGGAGGAGGGCCGGAGGGAGUGCUUCGCCGCCUGCCUCUUCACCUGCUACCCGCUGCUCCACCCAGACCUGGUGCUGGAGCUGGCAUGGAGGCACCAGCUCACCGACUUCACCAUGCCCUACUUCAUACAGGUCAUGAGGGAGUACCUCACCAAGGUGGAUGCGUUAGCGGAGCAGGUGACGGUGGAUAAGCUAGAGGAGGCAGAGAGCCAGAGAACUAAAGAGGAAGAAGUGCAGGAGCCUGCUGCCAUGGUCUAUGGUCAACAGCUGAUGCUUACUGCUGGCCCCACUCCGAUAGUCCCUCAGCCUGGUUAUCCUGGGUACGCUUACACCACGCCGGGAUAUGCCGCGCCCACAUACGGGUUCAAUGUGCAGCCUUAAGCCCCACCCUUUUACCCAUCAUACCCCUCCCACCCCCCCCCCCCCCCUUGCGCUGUGAAUCCUGGGAAAUGUAUGCCUGUGAGAUACCUCUGGAUCCUCAACCCCUGCUCACCUUACAGCAUGAAGACCACUGCAGCAGCCCAGCAGCAGCAGCAACAAGCAGCAGCAGCAGAAGAGCCGGUGCAGAACCCACACCGAACACUAGAGGCCGCUGUAGCAUCUAUCCCACCUUACCAUGUGUGCACACACCUGUGUAUCACUAUCCACUGUCAGAUAGCAGCUUUCUAAGAAAGAGAGAGAAAAAAGACAUUAUAUUUUUAGAAGAAAAAAAAAAGAAAAACUAAAAAGUAUAUGAGAGUUUUACAUAGCACUGCUCGUAGUCAUCGACUGCAUGGACAACGGGCGGCAGUCGCCACGACAACAAGGGAGUGUUGGCACGGAAACGCAUGCAUGCAAUUUGGAGAGUCACUGUAGAUGCUCUCCCCCUGACUACUCUGUGGCCCAGCGCCUUUCCCACGUCUCUCGUCUCUCUACCUGUUGCCUCAUUUGAAAGUCUUUAACGUAUCUCCUGUACUGAACACUGGGUCUGGAGGCGCAUCGGCACCAAUGGAAGAAAGACAAUGACAAUCACAGAUCUUUGUGUGUCUCCCCCAUCAGUGGCAGGAAGUGGGUUCAUCAUGACCCGGAAGUGGAUGAGGGCAGAGGACAGCGAGGAAAAGUAAGAGGAGGAGGAAGAUUGCUGCUGGAUUGGAGGAAAGAUUGUGUGUUUACAGCGAUACAUUUGUGUUAUUGUUAUUUUGUUUUUAUUUUUGUUUGUUUGUUUGUUUUUUGCCUGCAUGUGCUAGUGCUUCAUGAGGGAGUUACAACGCAACUAGAGCACAAAACCCACAGUUGUAGUGCUUAUUAGACACCUCAAACAACCCUCUAUCUCAGAUGUGAACAAGCUCAUCUCAGCGGUGGAGACAGAAGAAAGCUACACUCUAUGGUACUCAUACUUAUUUAAAACUGACAAGCGAACAGACAGAAACCAACAGUUUAUGGUACUCAUUCUUAUUUAAGUAAACACAAACAUAUUCCCAUGUAUCAUUUCUGUGGAUGAGGUUCGGAUUAAAUCAUUGAAUGAAAUACAAUUAUAUACAUGGAAAUAUCUAGAAUAAUAAUAAUAAUAAUAAUGAUAAUAAUAAUAACUGCAACUGCAACAACUACAAUAAUAUUAAUAAUAAUAAUAAUAAUAAUUAUGAUAAUAGUAUUAUGUUGGUACCCCUAAUCAGUAUCCAUGUAUGCUCAGUAUCAUUGUCAUAAGUGUAUGUCAUAGUCUUACGAACAUAUUACCUUUUUAUAGAAAAAAAGUUAAAGUACAAAAACAAGCAGACAGACGAACACAGAGGCCAAGACACAUGGUGUACUGAAGCAAUCUUUUUUGGGUUGCUAGGUUACACGGGAGAAUGGGGAGGGGGGCGGCGUUUCAGUCUGCUCAUGUGCAGGCUUUGUGUGCGACGGUGUGCAAGUGUUUUUUUUUGUGUGUGGUCUGGUCACACGCACACACACACACACACACACACACAAACACACACACACACACACACACACCCCAACACAUUCAACCACACAGAUGCUUGUGUCCGUUCCUGUUGUGUUGAAUGUCCAGGCGGAUGAAUAAAGUUUACUCUCACUCAUGA